GCAUACUCGUACAAGCAGCGGUGAGCAUUUGUAGAUAAAUUUUUAAAGCAAAGUUGAAGUUAAUUAAGCGAACGUUGUAAAAUGAAAAUAAGAAUAAGUUUUUUUGUUUUGGCAACAUUGAGUAUUUUGCCUACUUUGGCUGAUUCAACUACUGAAAACCCUGUGAUAACUAUUGGAAAUCCCACCGAAACCCACAGUCCGAGACAGGGAAGUGAAGAACGAAAACAAGAAGAGAGAGAACUACGUGAAAAAUUUGAGAAGGGGGAAAGAAAAUAUUAUGAUAAGCGCAUUGCAAAUCUAGAAAAAAAUAUCCAAAAUAUGCUUGCUAACAUUUACUUAUCUGGGUUUAAAAAAAUGGAGCUUGAUGUCGCCCUAGCUUUACUAAGAAAAGCUGCCACAAGUAAAGAUACCGAUGUCAAAAAAUUUGCCUAUAAAGAAGCAUUUGACAUAAGCAUCCGUGCCCUGCCUUAGCAAUUAAGUGAACUGACUAUUUGGGCUUUUCUUCAAAUUAGCAGCAAAGUAAUAUAUGUUCCAAACACCGUAAUGGUACAUUAAUUUAUAUUUGACAAUAGCCAGUCAAAUAUAUAACAUAUUUAAUAUUUAA
Anastrepha obliqua is the source of this 604-nucleotide messenger RNA. RefSeq lists its product as uncharacterized. The transcript is spliced from 2 exons. Lineage: Eukaryota; Metazoa; Arthropoda; Insecta; Diptera; Tephritidae. Bases 82 to 471 code for a protein of 129 amino acids. The record is from RefSeq and is a predicted model, not a curated record.